Messenger RNA from Cladocopium goreaui, 2133 nucleotides. NCBI's taxonomy places the organism in Eukaryota, Dinophyceae, Suessiales, Symbiodiniaceae. The record is from the annotation of a GenBank genome assembly.
GACAAGGGACCACCAUUCUGACUGUUGAGAAACAGCACCAAUGACGGAAGGCUCAGAGGCUCCGGAGUUGCGAUCGAAUAUGGGAACUGGGGAGGAUGGCAAGGCUGCAGACCAGGAAAGGCUGACAUUUGUCCCAGGUCUGAUUUCAACAGAAAUUGAGGAAGAGGUAGAGCCCCAGGUGGCAGAUUCAGAACUUGCUGAGCUGGGACAUCGAGAGGAACGCGCAGCUGCAAAAGAAGUAGCAAAGGAUGUAGAUAUGUCUGCUGAGAGGACAGCCGAGAACCCCGAUGAGGAGCACCCACGUGAGGAAGAAGAGCAGGAAACUGCAAAGGAAGCAGCAGAGGAUGCAGACAUGUCUGCUGAAGCGGCAGCCGGGAAUGCUGCUGAGGAGCACUCGCGUGGUGAAGACGAGGAGGAGGCUGUAAAAGGAGCAGCAGAGGAUGCAGAUAUGUCCGUUGACACUGCAGCUGAGAACCCUGCUGAGGAGCAGCCACCUCAGGAAGGAAAAGAGGAAGCAGAAAAAGAAGCAACAGAAGAUGCGGAUAUGUCUGCUGAGACGACAGCCGAGAACCCUGAUGAGGAACACCCACGUGAGGAAGAAGAGCAGGAAACUGCAAUGGAAGCAGCAGAGGAUGCAGACAUGUCUGCUGAAGCGGCAGCCGCGAAUCCAGCUGAGGAGCACCAACAUGAGGAAGAAGAGCUGGAAGCUGCAAAAGAAGCAACAGAAGAUGCAGAUGUACCUGGCAAGACGGCGGCUGAAAGUUCUGAAGAGGAACAGGCGGAAGAGGAAGAAGACAGGGCUGGCGGGGACACGUCUGCGCAGGGAGAUGUGGAAGAAGAGGAGGAAGGCGCGGCAGAACCUGCAGGCAUUGGAGAGGAGGUUGGCGAGGAUGCCGAGGCAGAUGCAGCUCAGCCUUCCUCCCCAAAACCAGAGGAUGCGGGGCCUGCAGGGUGUGAGGGGAACAUGGAGGAUUCCAUGGCCUUCACGCCGAAGGAGAUUCAGUCAAAUCUUUGCAAGGCACGCAUUUGGAACUCAGGUCAUGGUGGCCAGUGCAGUAUGGUUGCGCCGAAGGACGGAGACUUCUGCGGUCGCCAUCGCAGCGGUUGGAAGGUCCAUGGUCGUGUAGAUGGCCCAAUCCCAGAGGCGAAGCUGAAGGAGUUUCAGAGAUUUCAAAAGCGCCUUGCAAAAGCCAAGGGCAGUGAAAAAGGAGCUAAGGCAGGAAAGGAUGGCAGGGACAGCAACGGUUCCAAGAAGACGCCCAAAAAGGAAGCGGCAGCAUCCGCAGGGGAGCGAUGCAAGACGCCCUCCAAGGGAUCUUCUCGAACAUCUACGACCAAGUCCACUAAGAAAUCCAGGGUCUCCACCUCAUCCCGGUCCUCUCGGUCUUCCCCAGAUGUGGGUGAUGAACCUACCAGCUCCAAAGUCCAGGGGAAGAGACUGGAGGUUUUGUCUGAUGAGGAAACCACUGCUGAAGAGAAUGCAGAGAAGAGGGCCACCCGAAAUCUGAAGAGAAAGCGGCAGGCCACACCCAAGGCAAACAAAGUGGAUGCCAGGGCCAGCAAAGCUGCCAGAAAGACCGAAAAGGCAAAAACUUCGAAACCCAAAGAGACCAAAAAAUCUGAAAGAAAAGCUGACAAAGCUUGGAAAUGCACUUGUGGAAAGCCAUUCCACACCGAAAAAUGCAAACUCUUCCGGCCCAGCUUCCUCCACAGCAGCCGCUUCCCAAGAGCCUCCUCCCGGUCUCGAUUUAUGGCCUCUCCUAAGAAGCGCCGUGAGACGCUGCCACCGCCAUCUGUGCAGCUGUCUCGUACUGCCAGUGAGCAGGUGGUCAAGAUUAGUGCUGAGAUUGAACAGCUUCCCAAAGAUCAGAGGAGAAGCGCCUGGAAGAAUCAGAUGCGAAUGUACCACCCAGACAAGAAGUCGGUCUUUCCCAACUUGUCUGAAGAGCAAAUGAAUGAGGUUUUUGUGGAGAUUAAGCGCCGCUAUGAUUUCGCGGCACGCCAGCAGCAAGAGGACCUAGUGCCACCUGCGCGGCAAUUCUGGGGCAGUGCACGGUGAUCCAGGAUCCUCGAUGCUGGCACUUUGGUCGUGAUGCUGCGUGGGGUUCGACUUGUGUCAGCGACCAGAAAAAA